CUUUCAGCUGAAAAACACGGCUGGCUGCAGCAAGCUAGCUGGGAAGCUCCCAGUUCUAAAGAGAGGCUGUUUACCAGAAGAGCAUAACAAGGGCAGGUCUGAUUGCAAAGCUGGGGCUGGGAGACAGAGCUGCAGCCAAGGGGACCCUGGUUGGAUACCGGUUAUUCGAUCACCUGCAGGAGGACAGAGGCCAUGAUGCUACUGGCCUGGGUACAAACAUUCCUGGUCAGCAAAAUGCUUCUAGCAGAAGCCUAUGGAUCUGGAGUCUGCUUUUGGGACAACGGCCACCUGUACCGGGCGGACCAACCCUCGCCUGCGCCGGGCCUCCACUGCCUCAACUGGCUGGACGCGCAGAGCGACCUGGCGUCGGCUCCCGAGUUGGGCGCCGGCAACCACAACUACUGCCGAAACCCUGACCGGGACCCGCGCGGACCCUGGUGCUAUGUCAGUAGCGAGGCUGGCGUCCCUGAGAAGCAGCCUUGCGAGGACCUGCGCUGCUCAGAGACCACUUCCCAGGCCCCACUAGCCUCCAUGACAGAAACCGAGGCGGCAUUGAAAAUGCCAGUUGAAGAUGAGGUGCAGGUUUUCGCCCCAGCCAACGCCUUGCCCGCCCGGAGUGAGGCGGCAGCUGUGCAGCCAGUCAUUGGAAUCAGCCAGCGGGUGCGGAUGAAUGCCAAGGAGAAAAAGGACCUGGGAACUCUGGGCUAUGUACUGGGCAUUACCAUGAUGGUGAUCAUCAUUGCCAUUGGAGCUGGCAUCAUCUUGGGCUACACCUACAAGAGGGGGAAGGAUUUGAAAGAGCAGCACGAUCAGAAAGUAUGUGAGAGGGAGAUGCAGCGAAUCACCCUGCCCUUGUCUGCCUUCACCAACCCCACCUGCGAGAUCAUGGAUGAGAAGACUGUGGUGGUCCAUGCCAGCCAGACUCCAGUUGAGAUUCAGGAGGGCAACAUUCCCUUUAUGGACCAGGCCGGCACUCCUGGGGCCUGAGUGGCUGCAGUGGACAGGAGCCCAUGGUGACACUGGUGCAGGAUAGCCCACUCUCCUACAGCUGGGAGGAUCUACAUUUUGUGUUAUGGUUAAAACCCUACCCCCACCUUUUUUUUUUCUCCUUGUGAAUCCUAAUAACUGAUAGAAGCAAGUGGCGCUGUGGGCUAAGGGCAAGGCUGGGCAGGCUCCAAAUAAUGCUCCUCCAUUCCUUGGAGCAGCAUUUUGCUGGUGGAUGGAGAUAGCAGCAGCUCCCACUGUGGUGCUGCUGGCAAGGGCUUCCAAACAUUGCCUGUACUCCUGGAAUUGAACCAGGGACAGACAGGGAACUUCUCUGUGCUUUACUAUCUAAGAUGGCCUCAGUCUUCGUGAUGGGCUUGAGUGGUGUACACUGUUAUUCAUAGUUAAGGUCAAGCAGGUCAGGAGGUUGUGUUGAAAAAAUAGUUUUUAAAGUAUCCAGGACAGAAUUUCCUACUGACCUCUGAGAACCAGAAAUGAGUUUGUACAGAAGUCAGAACUUUGGGCUGAAUGUGAGAGCUAGGCUGUGGGCUGCGGGUGUGCUCCAGCUUGCUGGCAGUGAUGUGCCUUGACAACCGUGGGCCAAGCCUGGGCCCAGGGACCCUUCCUGUUUUGUAAGAAAAGGAAGGGAAGAAUUGCACUGAACAUUCCACUUAGGAAGAGGGUAGAGAAGAGCCAUUCUAGCCUUAGGUUCCAGGGGCAGAGGUGGACCUGAGGUACCCUGGACAGUCUCUCUUCAGGGGUGGACAAUGACUUCUUCAUUUUGCACGGAUAAGACAGCAGCCAACUAACUCAUGGGAAUUAUACUGUGGGGUCCUUGUGAGCUGCUUCUGGGAAGUUAACCUGGAAACCAAGCUCAGAGGCAAGGUAAUAAAAGCACUUCAGGGCUUUCCCCUGCAGUGGACCUGUGUUCGCAGGUGGUCCUGUGGCCUCCAGGCUAGCACCUUCCUGUUGGGCAACGAGGCUAGGUUCAUAACCCUUAUCUUGUAAAAGAAUAAUCACAGAACCACUGGAAAGGACCUUAGGUUUCUUUAAACCUUUUGGACAUGAGCCCAUGGAGGGAAAAGGGCUUGCCUAAGGUCACAAAGCAAGCUACAGGCAUGGCUAAGAGGAAAGCCCAGCUUCCUGACUGAGCGCAACAUUUUUCUCACUGCACUGUGCUGGUGGCUCAAUAGGGUUUCCAAGCCCUGAUGCCACACUGAGGCCUUGGCAAUGCUCCUUAGCCACAAAGCUCCCUUCCAAGAGCCCUUCCAGUGCCUGACAUGGAGAGUGGGGCGGGGUUAGUGAAGUCUGUUCCUUUCAGCAGGCUGUUCCCUGGAGUCAUUUGCCUGGAGACCUAGACCUCAGGUCUUGGUGUUCGUGAUGCUAGAGAAGAGAACACUGCUGGUUUCUACUUUUCUAUGAAAGAAUUUCUCUGUAUACAUGUUUUAUAUACCUCAUUCUGAUACCUGCAUAUAAAGUGUGGGACAAUGCUCUGUAUUUGACAUUAAAAA
Molecule: messenger RNA, 2495 nt
Organism: Otolemur garnettii (small-eared galago)
Lineage: Eukaryota; Metazoa; Chordata; Mammalia; Primates; Galagidae
Gene: PIK3IP1
Product: phosphoinositide-3-kinase interacting protein 1
Exons: 6
Coding region: 193-987 (264 amino acids)
Molecular function (GO): signaling receptor binding; endopeptidase activity
Source: RefSeq, a predicted model, not a curated record